Molecule: messenger RNA, 141 nt
Organism: Dictyostelium discoideum AX4
Lineage: Eukaryota; Evosea; Eumycetozoa; Dictyosteliales; Dictyosteliaceae
Exons: 2
Coding region: 1-141 (46 amino acids)
Source: RefSeq, a predicted model, not a curated record
AUGUCUAAAACAACAAACUCAUUCAAUAAAUUAGCUGGUGAAGUAGUAUACAAACCAAAGAAAAUUAAGUUUGAAGUAAAUACUUUUGAAGAUGCCUUAUUAUUGAUUGAUGAUAUUAAGUUAAUGUGCAGUGAAAUUUAA